Molecule: messenger RNA, 1576 nt
Organism: Toxorhynchites rutilus septentrionalis
Lineage: Eukaryota; Metazoa; Arthropoda; Insecta; Diptera; Culicidae
Gene: PolD2
Product: DNA polymerase delta subunit 2
Exons: 4
Coding region: 172-1536 (454 amino acids)
Biological process (GO): DNA strand elongation involved in DNA replication; DNA replication
Cellular component (GO): delta DNA polymerase complex
Molecular function (GO): DNA binding
Source: RefSeq, a predicted model, not a curated record
CAAACAAAUCGAAAAGUCGCAACCAAGGUGUGUAUAUAUAUUAUUAAUAUUUAUACGCACCUUGGUCGCAACUGGCGCAAUAUUCUCGAAUCAAGUUAGCCCUCUAAAUAUUUAUUGUGUGUUGUCAGAGCAAAUAAUAAUACUCCAAAUACUAUUGCAACAAUUAUCGUUAUGUUGUUUCCCGAAGAUACAUAUUUUAAUGCCCUUCGCCGGAAUGAAGAUUUCGAGCGGCUCCAGGUGGCUUAUGAAUACAAAUCGGAUAAAUUCCACUUCAAAACAAAGGAUUUCGCGAAGCAAUUCGCUCACAUUUACUCAUCACGUCUGGAGCAAAUGGUUGGAUUGUUACAAACUCGUAUCAAGCAGAAAUGGGGUGACAAGUACCCUGUCAAACAACUGGCCGACCUAAAGGAGGAUAGUCCGGAACAGUGUAUCAUUAUCGGUACGCUGUUCAAGCAUCAGGAACUGAAGCCCAGUAUUCUGCGAGAAAUCUCCGAGGAGAAUCAGCUGGCUCCGCAGCCUCCACGGUCACACUACAGUGACGAGGCCGACAUUCUUAUCCUGGAGGAUGCGUUGCAGCGGAUUCGUCUUUUCGGAAAACUGGAUGUUCACUCUGUUGUCACUGGCGUAGUUUGUGCAGUGUUAGGUUACGAGGAUGGCGAUGGGCGCUUCCGCGUAGAUGAGUACCUGUUUUAUGAGAGCGGUCCCCAAAAGUCGUUGGACUCGUUAAGUAGUUCUCCUCUAGUUGUAUUUAUAUCAGGCUUGAAUCAGGCCUCGCCAAAUGAUCUUUCUAUGCCUAUGGAACUGCUACAGCAGUGGAUUUUUGGAAACCUCGAAGGUCUUUGCGAGGCUCACGAUUGGGAGGCAGCUUGUGUUGUACGAGUGAUCAUAGCUGGCAACUCUGUAAAGUCAGCUGUUAAGCCGAAAAAUAACUUCCACGGCCGAACCACGAACGAUGGCAACGAUCUGACGAACGCUGUCCAAUCGGUGGAUACGUUUGUCCACAACUUGUGUCAAUCGGUGAACGUGGAUCUCAUGCCGGGCGAGUUCGAUCCAGCGAAUCACAUGUUACCGCAGCAGCCAAUGCAUCAUUGCAUGUUUCCAAAGGCAGUGCCUUUCAGGAGUUUCAGGGGCGUUCCAAAUCCGUACGCGUGUAGCAUUGCCGAUCGUGAAAUUUUCGGUACAUCCGGGCAGAAUGUUCACGAUAUUUCUCGUUAUUCCAAGAUUGAAGAUCCAUUGGAAGCUUUGAAAAGCACGCUGGUUUGGAGUCACCUUGCACCUACUGCUCCGGAUACUUUGCCCUGCUACCCAUACUACCAGCAGGAUCCGUUUGUAAUUGAUGAGCGUCCACAUAUAUACUUUGCCGGUAAUACCGGUGUGUUCAGGACGGACUUGAUGGAAGGUACCGACGGUCAGCGAACGCGGUUGGUUUGUAUUCCAACUUUUGUGGAAACACAUUCUGUGGCUGUGGUGAAUUUAGCUACUCUUGAUUGUCGAGAGAUUUCCUUUAAAAUUAACAGUUUUGAUGAAGAAGAGUAAUAUGUAAAUUGUAUCAAAUAAAAGUACAUUGAAUAACGAA